Molecule: messenger RNA, 2444 nt
Organism: Varanus komodoensis (Komodo dragon)
Lineage: Eukaryota; Metazoa; Chordata; Lepidosauria; Squamata; Varanidae
Product: major facilitator superfamily domain-containing protein 2B-like
Exons: 4
Coding region: 1762-2301 (179 amino acids)
Biological process (GO): carbohydrate transport
Cellular component (GO): membrane
Molecular function (GO): symporter activity; sphingolipid intramembrane carrier activity
Source: RefSeq, a predicted model, not a curated record
UACAUAGUUAACAUAAAAACAAAGCAUAAAUAAUAUACUAAAACCAGUGCAAAGGUUUAGACCAUGUAGUACCAUAGGUGUGCCAGAAAAGAGAACUUUUUGUUAGGCACCUGAAACUCAAGAGAGUAAGUACCUGGUGCAUCUCAGAUGGUAGAGCAUUCCAUAAUUGUGGUGCCAACACAGAAAAGGUCCUCUUCCUUACAGCCUUCUUUUUAACCUCCUUGGGGAGAGGGACUCAGGAAGGCCUCAGUGGAUGAUCUUAAACAGUAGGCAGGAAUACAUGCAGUAAGGCACCCCCUAAGAUAAUGUGGUCCUAAGACAUUUAGGGCUUUACAUAUCAUAGUGAAAACCUUGAAUUUGACUUGGACUGGAACAGGCAGCCAGUGCAAUCAAUGAAGGAGCUGUGUAAUAAGUUCAAAAGAACUGCUCCUCAGCAACCAUGCUGCCCUGUUCUGAAGAAUUUGAAGAGUCCAGGCCAUCUUCAAGGGAAGCCCCACAUAUAGUGCAUUACAAUAAUCCAAUCUGGAGGUUACCAGCCCAUGAAUGACCAUGGCAAGAUUACACUCAUCCAAGUAGGAGCAUAGUUGGUAAAUCAGUCAAAGCUCAUAAAAAGCACUCUCAGCAACCAAGUCCACCUGGACAAACAGGGAGAACUUGGGGUUCAGGAGCACCCGCAAACUACAAACUUGUCCUUUGGCGGAGUGCAAGCCAUCUCCCUAGGAGGCAGAGCCUGCUUCACAGUCUGUGGGAAAGAGAGGACUUAAGCCUCCUUUCCCUCUUGAUGACCCAGGUGAGCACAGGAACUGCACAACAAGCCCCUGAAGGUUGUGCACCUCCAAUCUAAAUCAGUCGAAGUGGCAGUUGCCCCCACAGGUGAGUCUGAUUGCUCAGUCCCAUUCAGUGCUGACCUUUGGAUGUAUUUGAUCAAUUGGGUGACUGAUACACACUCCUGGAAGUGUGUCAGUUGCCUGAUCCGCAUGAAUACAACCUACCAGUGUUGCCAGAGCAGCAUGGGAAGUAACUCAUGCUGUACAGGUAUGACAGUGAUGUGUUAUACUCUGGUUUACUUGUCUUUUAUAUAACAUAAUAAUGUUGUGACUUAUGUAGAAAGAUGCCUGAAAGGGUUUUGAAUUGGAAUUCAGUUAUUUUUGUGCUCCAUUGAAAGGAAGUUGUGCAUUCCAACUACAUUGGUACAACAGAAUAGAAUAGACAUUUAUUGACCAACAAAAUUUCAAGGACAGAUUCUAAAUGACUCUAAACACACAUUUUCACUACUUAGUAACACUCAAAGCUGCAAGUAGGUCUAGGAAGAGCUAGGCUUUGUCCUUCAAGAUGCUCCACAGUUGUCAUUCUUUGUUCUGAAAAAAGGUUUUAACUCUCCCCUUAUUUUGGCAGUCAUUUUACACACCAUCUGAAAGUUACAAAUGGAGAGCAGUUUAAGAAUCACAAUUUCUUGCUGUAUCAUUGACUGUAAACAUAGUGCUAAUUUGUUCUUCUCUGGUGACAGGAAGUUAUCUAUCUGAUAACUUUCAGUAGGAACUGGCAAGUUGUGUGCACAUUUACUAAUACUUAUAAUACUUUUCUUUAAAUGCAAUUGGAGUACCUUUCAAAGAAGUAAAAUGAUACAGAAACAUACCGUGGAAUUAGUGAGCAAAAAAGGAAAGCAGAACUCAAAACUCAAGAAAAGUCUUGCAUGUUUUGUUUAAUGCGUACAUUGUGUCUGAGGAAGUUAUUUUGUACUGUUUGAUUCUGUUAGUGAAUAUGGUCCAUUUAAGGUGGCUGUGCUUUCUGAUCUUUCAGAUUACUCCAUUUCAUGCCUCUUUGGUGCAAUUCAUUGGCAAAGCAAUGGGAGCAGUCACAAAUCCUGUUACAGGUUUUUUUAUUAGUAAAAGCAAAUGGACCAAAAUAGGCCGACUUUUGCCUUGGUUGGUGGGUUGUACCCCUUUCAUUACUGUAUCGUACUGGUUGAUGUGGUACUUACCACACUUCGUAUCUGCAAGAGUUGUAUGGUAUCUUACUUUUUAUUCCCUUUUCCAAGCACUAUUUACACUAUUCCAGGUCCCAUAUUCUGCUCUUACCAUGUUUCUUAGCACAAACCAGAAGGACCGAGAUUCAGCAACAGCAUACCGGAUGACAUGUGAAGUUCUUGGAACAUUGAUUGGAGCUACAGUCCAUGGGCAAAUAGUUGCUAGUGCUCACAAGUCAGAUCACUGUAAACAGAAUCAUACUCUAGAUGUUUUCUACUCUGCAGAGGUGCAACAGAUCAAUUCCACUCUAGACCUGUAUCAUGGAGUAAGUUGAAAACCACUUGGGAGGUGUUGGGAAUAUUUCAUCACCUCUUCCUAUUAUAUAAAAUGAUACUGAUCAUCUUGAUAAUCGCAAUGUUAGAGUACAGGCACCAACUUUAUGUAAAUGAAUUGUGCUCCUAAAUAUUUUAAACCAUU